CCUAGUGGUACGAGAAUCGAAGUGAUCGCUGGUUUGACGGGUAAGCCGAUCGCUUCGGCACUGAGUGCCGGGAUGAGGACUAGAAUUAAAGGGGUUGUGAGGGGACAUCUAGCAAGACUUAGACUAAACAGCACCAUACCGCCAAUAGAUAGCAUUAAAAAGCUAGUUGGCCAAAUGAUUAGACAAAAGCACCCCGCUAAGAUAGUCUUAGAGGAGCUUGGCCAUAUGCUCAACCACUAUGACGAUGGGCAUGCUCUUUUUUACUAGAACGCAAGGAAGCCAGUACUUAGAUAGUUUUUACUAGAAAAGAAGCCAGUACUUAGAUAGAUGAGCUAAAAGAUACAUAGGAAAUACACUGAAUUGGCCUACCGUCUGCGUUUCUCUAUUAAUUAAUCAAAGUGAUGCUCGUAGCCCCUUCCCUUACGUUUCUAUAACUCAAAGCUCAACUGUACGAUCCAAGAACAGCAGGCAACUAGCUUACUACCUACUUGCUCACUGUCUAGCGUCCCUCUGUCAUCUUGAUAACUACACUACUAGAACUUGGAAACUUGUUACUUACUUAGAGACUUUUUAAUGGAACCUGUUGAAGUAAAAGAGGAUGUGCCUGCCUACCUUUCCAACUGAUAGAAAAAGUUAGCUUUAGUUUAGAUCUGAUGGUAGUACUUAACGCCGCCCAUGACACUGGCCCCCUAUACGGGUGUGAUCCCAGUGCAUGGGCAUUAGCAUAACUGACUUGUCGUGUAUUCGUGACUAAACUGAAAUUAUAUAGAACUGUAGGCUGAGGACCAACUUGUCCGUAGUGUUUCAAUUUUUACUUGGCGAUUGGAAGAGGUUCCUUUGUUAUCACCUUGUUUGUUCUUGGAAGAAAUAACUGCAAGGCCGUGGCGGUGUGGUGUUUGUCUUGAAAACUGAAAGAAAGUAGUGCUCUACAGUUCCUGGAAUUCUUGGAUGUAAAAUACCUGCGUGUUGUGCUGUUGAGAAUAAAAAGGUGAAAUGGAACGGCUCGGAUAUGAAUGGAAAUCUGGCGAGUAAAAAUAGUUCUGGCGUUGUCUUUUCUUUUAGUAAUGUGCGGCUCUUUGGAUGGUGGUGGCUUGUAUAAAUAAGCUCACUUUUUGAGUUUGCUUGUUGCUAUAUGGAUGGUGGAGGAUUGCGUAAUCAUAUAUGACUAGCCAUGUAAGUCCCUGUGAUCCCUAUACGUGUUUGCGUCUUUGAUAAAAAACAGAUUUUGAAAAUUUGCCACUCUAUGAAAAAUCUACUUGCUUUCGUUUUGGAUGGAGGAGGGUGUUUAAGUUUUGAGCUUUAAGAAAGUUGGAGCUUGUUGUUGUGUCUACUUACCUGUUUUAUGGAUGGUGGUGGGUGUUUAAGUUUUACUUGGAUGGUGGUGGGUAUUUACUUGAUUAUUUAAGUGAUUGACUAUUCUGAUUUCUUAGGAUGAUGAACUAGUGCCGCUGUACGUUGAUGCACUUUUUACUUUUUACUUUUUUACUUCCGACGUGGUGGCUUCGUUUACAGUGUGCUGAACUCGAAAACUCCUCCAUGGAUGUGAUGACCCAUGAAAAUCCCGUUUAGGUUAGCAGAGGAUUGAAGCUAAUUUUGUCCACCUUUGAGAAGGA
Molecule: messenger RNA, 1613 nt
Organism: Amoebophrya sp. A25
Lineage: Eukaryota; Dinophyceae; Syndiniales; Amoebophryaceae
Source: the annotation of a GenBank genome assembly